ACUGCAAACUUGUCAAGAUGGGCUCUCUGCUGCGGGGUGAAGAAAUGUGUUUGGCACAACUGUUUCUUCAGUCCGGAUCGGCGUACGACUGCAUUGGUGACCUAGGGGAACUGGGCAUUGUGGAGUUCAGAGAUCUGAAUCCCAGUGUUAACGCAUUUCAACGAAAAUACGUGAAUGAAAUCAAACGAUGUGAAGAGAUGGAGAGGAUCCUUGGUUAUCUGUUAAGAGAAAUCAAGAAAGCUGACAUUUCAUUGCCGGACGGGGAUGUUAAUCCGGCGGCUCCUUUACCGAAGCACGUAAUGGCGAUAAUGGAGCAGCUCCAGAGGCUGGAAGUGGAGUUGUGUGAAGUCAUGAGGAAUAAGGAGAGAUUGCAAAAGAAUCUGUUGGAGCUCACAGAGUACACGCACAUGCUGCGCAUCACUUGUAACUUUGUGCAGAGAAGCGCCGAGAGAGAGCCAGUGCAAGUUGCAUACGAAGAGUUUCCUUUCCUAGAAAAGAGCACAGUGAUGGAUUACAGCAGUAUGCAGAGGCUGGGAGCCAAACUCGGUUUCAUUUCUGGGCUCAUCCAGAGGACAAAGAUUGAGGCCUUUGAGCGCAUGCUAUGGAGAGUGUGUAAAGGCUUCACCAUUCUCAGCUAUGCGGAAAUCGAGGAGUAUCUCCAAGAUCCUGACACUGGCGAGCCCACCAAAAGUGUGGUGUUCCUAAUCUCUUACUGGGGAGAGCAGAUUGGUCAGAAAGUGAAGAAGAUCUGCGACUGUUAUCACUGUCAUGUGUAUCCAUAUCCCAGUAGCAACGAGGAGAGGAAUGAUGUUGUACAAGGACUAGGUACUCGCAUUCAGGACCUGCACACUGUUCUUCAUAGAACAGAAGAUUACCUGAAGCAAGUCCUGAUCAAGGCGUCCGAAUCGGUCUACACGUGGGUCAUACAGGUCAAGAAGAUGAAAGCUAUCUACUACAUUCUCAACCAGUGCAGUUUUGACGUCACCAACAAGUGUUUGAUUGCUGAGGUUUGGUGUCCCGUCGAUGAACUUCCCACGCUGAGAAGAGUCCUCGAAGAAGGAUCGAGGAAAAGUGGCUCGACCGUUCCGUCCUUUGUCAACCGCAUUCCUACCAAUGACACUCCACCUACCCUGAUUAGGUGCAACAAGUUCACAGUUGGCUUCCAAAACAUUGUGGAUGCUUAUGGAGUGGGGACAUACAGAGAAGUCAAUCCUGCACCUUUCACAAUCGUUACAUUCCCCUUCCUGUUUGCGGUGAUGUUUGGAGACAUGGGUCAUGGUCUUCUCAUGGCCGCCUUUGCUUUUUGGAUGGUGUUGUGCGAGAACAACCGCAAGCUUAAGAACACCAGGAAUGAGAUCUGGAACACAUUUUUUGAGGGUCGUUACAUCAUUCUAAUGAUGGGCCUCUUCUCCGUUUACACCGGCCUGAUAUACAAUGAUUGUUUCUCCAAGUCUAUAAACAUCUUUGGUUCUGGAUGGAGCGUCAAAGCAAUGUUCGCCGCUAAUGCGUGGGAUGCCAAGGAUGUUAACAGCAAUGGCUUUCUUACUCUGGAUCCGAAUGUCACCGGAGUGUUCAGUGGACCGUACCCUCUUGGAAUUGACCCAAUUUGGAAUCUGGCAUCAAACCGUCUCACUUUUCUGAACUCCUACAAAAUGAAAAUGUCGGUAAUAUUGGGCAUCGUUCACAUGAGCUUUGGGGUAAUCCUCAGCACUUUUAAUCACUUGCACUUCAGGAGGAAGUACAAUCUGUACUUGGUAUUUCUUCCUGAGAUCCUGUUCCUGCUGUGCCUUUUUGGUUACCUGGUGUUUAUGAUACUCUUCAAGUGGCUCUUCUUCUCCGCCACAAACUCCAGACAGGCUCCAAGCAUCCUCAUCCACUUCAUAAAUAUGUUUCUCAUGCAAGGUGACUCACUGCAGCCGCUCUACCCAGGGCAGAAUGGCUUGCAGAUAUUUCUGGUAGUCGUCGCUGUGCUGUCAGUGCCCGUCUUGCUCCUCGGGAAACCACUCUACCUCUUUUGGCUUCACAAAGGAAGCAAUCGGCUUCAAAUGUACAGAGGGUACGAGCGUGUGCGUCGCAGCAGUGAGGAGGAGCUCUUCUUGUUGCGGACUCAAGACAUGGAGGAGGGCAGCAGUCACAGCGAACUGUCUUCGAGUGGGGAGCAGCACUCAGAGGAGUUUGACUUUGCCGAUGAGUUUCUGCAUCAGGCCAUCCACACUAUUGAGUACUGCCUGGGGUGCAUUUCCAAUACCGCUUCUUACCUGAGGCUCUGGGCUCUGAGUCUGGCACAUGCCCAGCUAUCUGAGGUACUAUGGGCCAUGGUGAUGCGAGUCGGCCUGCGAAUGGAAUCGAUUCUUGGGGUUUUAUUCCUAGUGCCGGUGUUUGGCCUGUUUGCCGUCCUCACCGUGUCCAUCCUGCUGGUGAUGGAGGGCUUAUCGGCUUUCCUCCACGCCCUUCGACUGCACUGGGUGGAGUUUCAGAAUAAAUUCUACAGCGGAACGGGAGUCAAGUUUUACCCAUUUUCGUUCUCUCUGCUGCCCUCCAGCUUUGAACAGGAAGGUUUACUGUGAAGCAAAAGGACGUUGGAUGUUUUAAAAAGCCAAAAUGUGAUUGUUCCAGUGAUUUCAUGAACUGAUUUGACCCCCACCCUCCUCCCCACCUCCUUAAACCAUUUCUUUUUCAAUGUGUGCUGGACUUUUAAAAGGACCACGACCACCAACAGCAUUUAAGGACACUGCCAGCUUGAACUGUACCAAAAAUACUGUCAAUUUUGUACCACUGUCAACAUUAUGCUUCACUUUAGAGUACAGUUAACGGUUUCAUUUGCAACUUUAAACAUUGUAACUGCUGAAAUUGGUCUUGGACGUCAGUUUGAGGAAGCACGUCGCUCAAGUUUCCACAUCCGUUAUUUAAUAGCUGACCCUUUUGUUGCACUGCUUGCCUUAAUACAACCAAAUCGCACCAUAGACGAGCCCUCCAUCACCUUGUGUUCUAGAUUUCUGAUAUCAAAAUCCAUGCUUAGUGAUAUUUUUCUAGGUUUAUAAAUCUGUAAGGCGUACAUAUUGAUACUUUUACGGAUGUUUUUUUUUUUAAUUUAUUCACUUUUAAAAUGCUUCAGAAUUAAAACUGAAUGCAUUGUUGAUUUUUUUUUUUUCUUCCUUCGACAAUGUCAUAUUUGUGCAGUAGCUGACAGAUAAAAAUCUAACUCUAUAAUUAUUGCUGUUUAGAAAGAUACCGGCUCUUCGAUGGUUAACAGUCACGAUGCAGCACUUUUAUCAAAUGUGAUUAUUCAGUGAAAUCUGGCGUCAGCGGUGUGUUAAAUUGUUGCUUAUUGGUUAUUAUGGCCGCCCUCUGGACUGAAGGCUAAUUUGGUUUAUUUACUCCUAAUUGUUGUCUUAUGUUCUCUGGCAGAACAAAGUCAUAUUUGUAAGAUCCCAGAUAGUUUUGACGAGUUGUGAUUUUUAGCAAUUGUAUUAAUUCAUUGUUGUCAUAGCCAUUAAAGUUAAGUUUAUCUCGCCA
This is a messenger RNA of Syngnathoides biaculeatus (alligator pipefish), 3516 nucleotides long. RefSeq names its product ATPase H+ transporting V0 subunit a2b (gene atp6v0a2b). Gene Ontology annotation, cellular component: plasma membrane; vacuolar proton-transporting V-type ATPase complex; vacuolar proton-transporting V-type ATPase, V0 domain. Gene Ontology annotation, molecular function: ATPase binding; proton-transporting ATPase activity, rotational mechanism. The record is from RefSeq and is a predicted model, not a curated record. The coding region runs from base 18 to 2567 and encodes 849 amino acids. Gene Ontology annotation, biological process: proton transmembrane transport; vacuolar acidification. Lineage: Eukaryota; Metazoa; Chordata; Actinopteri; Syngnathiformes; Syngnathidae. The transcript has 20 exons.